Messenger RNA from Pelagomonas calceolata, 2714 nucleotides. Lineage: Eukaryota; Pelagophyceae; Pelagomonadales; Pelagomonadaceae. The record is from the annotation of a GenBank genome assembly.
GCGGCCUAUAUUAAGCGAUCCGCGCUGCGUAGCUAUUGUUCCGCAUAACAAGCGCAGCUAUGGCUGCUUGACGCAUCGUAAAAGCAUCUGUACGCAGCACUGCUGCGUGCACCAAAAAUAUGCUGCGAUGGCUGCUCGCCGCGCUCCUCACCACCGGAAAUGCAUGGCAGGAUCCAAACGCCACGGCCAAAAUAGUGAGCGUCCCGGACACGUGCGUCGGCGUGCCGUGCGGCGGCCGCGGCCCGUGCAACCCCCGCUUCUUAGCGGCCGGCCCGAACGCCGUCAUAGACCCGUCUACAUUAUGGGUCGUCACCGUGAAGAGGGUACGACGGGCGACGGCGAGCGACUGGGCGAACAUGGAGCACUUCGCCGCCUCGACGCUCCCAGCCUAUGAAGAAUUAUAUCGGCAGAAAGUAAAGGUCGACAAGCUCGCGCUGCCCCAAGUCAUGCGGGCCCCGAGCUUCCUGACGGCGCGCGGGGCCGACACGGACUGGUUCCGCGAGACGGCUUUGUCUGCUUUAGAUGCGUUGGGUGCGGAGGCUGACGAUUCGUCUCUCGUGUUUCGGGACGGCCUUGGCAGGGACAAGUGUUUUCGGCGCGUCGUGCAUGCCACGUAUGUCCCGCGAGCGACUUACUUGAAGGAUCCGGACGCCACAAGGGCAUUCAUUCAAGCGGCCUCAAAACGCCACGGGACCACUCCAUCAGCAGAAAGGACGGUCUCGCUCAUAUUACGAUCAGUAAAGGGCGGGCCCGCGAGGAGAGCGGGCCCCGGCUGGUCCAACUCGCAGGAAUUAGUGGCACAGCUCCAGUCGUACUUGGCCACAAGACACCCUACUUGGCGCCUCGAGGUCCACACCGCUGCGCAUUUAUUCGCCUUCCGCCAGCAGUUUAGGAUGGCCCAAGCUUCCCAUGUGUUGGUGGGCGCCCACGGCGCGUCGCUCACGAAUGCGCUGUUCAUGCGGGAUGCAGGGGCCGUCGUCGAGGUGCUGAAUUGCGGGCACCGAAGUAAUACUUACAGACGAUUAGCGACGAAUAGGGGCUUGUUCUACGCGUCGGCGACGCCGUCCGGCAAGGUGCUGAAGAGCGACUGUAGCAAUGAUCUGGGAAGGAGGCACGUCGACACGCGGCGAAGCUUGCCCCUCUCGGAGUUGACUCCCGCAUUAUCUGAGGCGAUAAAUGCAGUCGAGGCGAGGCUUCCUUCUUCCGCCGAGCCGUCGUGCUUGUCGCUGCACGCGCUCGAGAAGCGGUUCAGUGAAAAUUCGACGGUCGCCAGACUCGCAAAGGUCCUCGCAUCUCCAACGGUUCAGAAAAUGACCCUGAAACGAAGGCAACACGUGAUGGCCUGUGCGGCCUACCGCGCGGGCGCCGCUAUUUCGUCAAAUCUAGCCACGGGUUCAACAGAUGCCAUGCACGCCGACCGGCGUUUAUUUCUGCUCGCGGCGUCCGAUCUCGAGGGACGACCGUUGAAUUAUUUCAUCGACGCCUGCGCCAACGCGCUCGUCGAGGCCCAGCGCGCCGCGAGGUACCUUGUAUAUUUACAUGUCUCAAAAGCCGCGGGCACGUCGCUGUGCAAAUUAGCCUCACGCAAUCGGUGUAAAGCUCCCCCGCGGUUCUCGACGCUCUGGGCGCCGGGCGACGGUUGGUUGCGGCGUCCGUUUGCUCGCGUCGAUGGCGUCGGACCUCGCGCCGCCCCCACGCCAUCGCCGCGACCCGUCUCCCGCGCAGGUCCCACCUGGGGCAACUGCGCGCGCGGCCUGUCCGUGAUGCACGAAAGCAAGGAGUCCGUGGGGAAGGGGCGGCGGGCGCGGUGCGCCGCCGUCGAGCGGUCGUGUGAGUCAAGAAGGGCGAUCUUCGAGCGGAAUAACUAUGAACUGAUGGCGAUUGAAAGAUGGGCCGACAACGGCGGUGCUACGUGUUCUCCGGACAUCUGGCACGCGACGUUGUUGCGGGAUCCUCUCGAUCGCAUCGUGUCGCACCACAACCAUCUUUGGAGUACCAUUCUGAGGGCCAGACCUAGAAAACACGAGAAGGUCCGGAGUCUGCCUGAUGAGUAUUUUAGGGGCGUGUUCCAGGAUGAUGGAUCGUGUAUCCCGGCGAAGGAAUUACCUUAUACGAUGGCAGCGCCGCACCGGACGGGCUACGACUGGUCCAUGGUCUGCGCGCUGUCGUCGGACUAUCAUACACGUUCACUGCUGGGGACGUCGUAUUCACCAAGGCCGUACGACGGCGAGACGCCUCCGCUACAUACGCAUGAUGAUAUGUUAGAUAAAGCCAAACGAACAUUACUAGACUACGCGGUGGUCCUCACGACGGACGACGCGUCUGAGGCAUUGCCGAUCGUCCGCCACGCUUUACGGUGGCGGCCCUGGUCUCUAAAUGAGGUGCUGCCCGUGCGCGACCGUCAGAGUGGAAGGAAGCGAAUGAUGUUGAAGCGGAACCUGUCGGCGGUGGACCGGUCGUUGCUCAUGGAGAGGAACCGGCUGGACAUUGCUCUCUAUGGAUUCGCGCGGUCCCUGGUCCGGGUCGACGCGCUGUUCUACGCCGCGGCGGCCGCGGCCGGGCUAUUCAGGGAGGACGUGCGCGACCCGAAGCGCGCGUUCUGCGGCGGCGGCGGCGAGCUCGUCUCUUCACACGUUGUCACGCCGGACGCCGUCGGCGGCGAGGAGGAGGAGGGGGAUUUGGAGUUUUUGGAGGAGGAGUAGUUUUUUGGGGGC